GUUCUGGAGUAAGACGAGAGACCUCAUGCACAGCUAUGCAGCCAUCACAGGAUCCUUCUGGACAUUAGAAGACACACUGCUGGGAUUCAUGUUCAAUAAACUGAUCUGGUGUGGACAGCAAGGGAGAAACAGAGGUUUUGACUAUCAGUCCUGUCCAAAAUGGUCAACCUGUUUGAAUCAUCCUGUGUACUCACUGUGGAAGCAAGCUUCUCAGAAUUUUGCUAUGGCUGCGUGUGGAAAUAUUACAGUCUUGCUAAAUGGAUCAAUUCAUCAUGCUUUCAACAAAAAAAGCAUGUUUGGCAGUGUGGAACUGGACAAUCUAAACCCAAGGAUGGUUACCCAUGUUCAUAUUAAAGUCACCUACAACCUAGAGGGACCCUUUUUGGAGUCUUGCACUCAGGGAUCCAUCCGUGGACUUAUAGAGAUUUUAAAAAAAACGAGGUUUCCACUGGACCUGCACAGACAAUGACUUGUAUGUUUUAAUUUUCUACUUUCAAAAAUAUGUGAAUCACUGAGUUCAGUAGUGCCUCCUGACCAUACUUAUGUGGGGCAGAUGCUGGGUCGUAGCGAUAACUUCUGAUUAAAUACCUAUAAGUUUUAUAUUCUAAUAGAUGAAUGGCUGUGUAAGUGCUUUGUCUUUUAUUUUGUAUUGUGAUUUUGUA
Molecule: messenger RNA, 662 nt
Organism: Labeo rohita (rohu)
Lineage: Eukaryota; Metazoa; Chordata; Actinopteri; Cypriniformes; Cyprinidae
Product: ADP-ribosyl cyclase/cyclic ADP-ribose hydrolase 1
Exons: 5
Coding region: 26-469 (147 amino acids)
Biological process (GO): positive regulation of B cell proliferation
Cellular component (GO): plasma membrane
Molecular function (GO): NAD+ nucleosidase activity; phosphorus-oxygen lyase activity
Source: RefSeq, a predicted model, not a curated record